This is a messenger RNA of Clonostachys byssicola, 1338 nucleotides long. The record is from the annotation of a GenBank genome assembly. Lineage: Eukaryota; Fungi; Ascomycota; Sordariomycetes; Hypocreales; Bionectriaceae.
AUGACUGGCACUUUACCUAAUGCUCGAGCCUUGCCGCUCCCCGAGUCCACGCGAAAGCUGCACCAGCUCAACCAACAGUACAGUGUUGGCGGCAUCAACUCGGUGGCCGUAUAUUUUGCUUCUGGAAAGGGCGCCACUCUGAUUGAUUCGGAAGGCAGAGAGCUACUUGAUUUUGUCAAUGGUUUUAGCUCUACCAACCUGGGGCAAUGCCACCCCCGCAUAGUGGCGGCUCAGGUCAACACCGCAAACAAGAUUACUCUCGCCAACAUUGGUGGCAUGUCCCAAGAGUGGCCCGUGCUUGCAGAGAAGCUGUGCCGCAAAUUUGGGUACGACAAGGUUGCGGCUGCGGUGACGGGCUCCGAGGCGGCCGACACAGCUUGUAAACUGGCCCGUGGCUGGGGAAUCAAUGUCAAGAAGAUUGAUCCUCAGGAUGUGCUCGUCCUUGGAACCUCAGAAAACUACCACGGUACCAUCACGGGCGUAUGGCCGCUCAUGGAGCCCGGAGCAGGUCAAGAAGUGUAUGGUACCUUUAGUAAGAACCUGACGAACAUCAACCCAAAAACUGGCAAAGUUCUUCGUUAUCUUCACGCUGAAGAUUAUGCCGAGAUCUUUGAGCAAAUGGGAGAGCGCAUUGCUGCUGUCAUCAUGGAGCCGCUCCAUGGAUUAGCCAAGUCCAAAGAUGAUGAAGUCAACUUCUGUAUUAAGGUUCGCCAGCUGUGCAAAAAGCACAAUAUUCUCUACAUCGCCGACGAGAUCCGCAUGGGCUCCUGUAAGACGGGCAAAUUCCUCAGUUCGGACUGGUUGGGGCCCGAGAACAAGCCAGACAUGGUUACUAUUGGCAAAUCAAUCAGUGGCGGAGCCUAUCCAGCUUCCUUUAUCCUUGGUCCUGACGAGGUGAUGGGGCAAAUGAAGCCUUACCACGGAAUCCACACCUUCGCAAUGACCAGCAUGGCAUGUGCGACUGUUCUAGCUGCUCUGGAAGUCUACGAGGAAGAAAAGCUGCAUGAAAGAGCUCUUGCUAUCCAAGAAAAAUGGGUCAAAGAGACGUCUACGUGGGAUUUCCCAUACCUCAAAUACUGCCCAUCGUAUGGAGCCGACUUUAGUCUUGUUCUAGACCUAGCACAUGAAGGCAUCACGUCUCGCAGGUUUUGUCUGCUGUCCGCAAGCAAGGGACUGCUUUCCGCCACCGGCCCGAAUGGACGAGUGCGUCUGGGAGCAUCACUGAUCAUCAACGACGAGGAUCUGCUGCGAGGCUUUCAAAUCAUCAAGGAGACACUGGCGGAUCUACCCAAUUACGGGCAGAUUGAGGGUUCGGAGGUUCCCCUAGGCGCUUUCUAG